AGGGGUGGGUUACAAAAAAAAAAAACCUCCAAGCAACCGUUUGAACGAGCUUAUGAUACCGAAGGCAGGAUUUUGGUUUAUUUCUGUUUAUUUUUUUACCCAGACGCUGAAACAAAUAUUUUUUGGAUUGGUACAUUUAAGGGAUUAGAAUCAUAGUGACCGGAAGUAGGUAUGAAUUUGGAAAGAUAAGGACAUAUAAGUUAGCUAGCAAGCUAAUAGGCGAACUUAUUGAGAGUGGGUUUGUUAAGAGCCCCAGCUCGGCCAUUAGAGCAGCUCUGUAUAUUCACACUCCACUUCACUAUAUAUGCCAAACGUUUGGGGGUUUAAAAAGCGGAAAUGCCUAUCAAACUGACCACUCAGGCGUACUGUAAGAUGUUACUCCACGCGGCCAAGUAUCCCCACUGCGCCGUGAACGGAGUGCUGGUGGCUGAGAAGCAAAAGGACAAGAAGAAAGAGGGCCAUGGAGCCCCUGUCCUGUGUGUGGACUGUGUGCCUCUCUUUCACGGCUCUUUAGCCCUGGCACCGAUGCUCGAAGUGGCCCUGUCUCUGAUUGAUACGUGGUGUAAAGAGAAUAAGUACGUCAUCGCCGGUUACUAUCAAGCCAAUGAACGCAUAAAGGACGCAAGGCCUGGUCAGGUUGCUGAAAAGGUCGCUACAAGGAUUUUAGAGCACUUCAGCGACGCAGCCAUGAUCAUCGUGGACAACAGUAAGUUUAACAUGGGCUGCUUCACACCAGCGCUUUCCAUCUAUGAUCAUUCUGACAAUAAGUGGAAGUGCAGAGAUCCAAGCGCUGACCCGUUCGAGGACUGGACAGAAGCUCAGAAGAUCGCAGCCGCCUUGCUGGAGAACAGAUCCUACGAAAACCUCAUAGACUUUGACAACCACCUGGACGACCUCAGGAACGACUGGACGAACCCCGAGAUCAAUAAAUCCGUGCUGCAUCUAUGCUGAAGGCGUCGUCCAGCCCAGGGGCCAGCUGGAAGGGCCGUUUCACCCCAUCAAGCCGUCAACGCCAGCAUGGGUCGUCUUCUCGUUACCGUAUUCUGAUUGGCACGUGAAGCACAGAGAUGUGAAAUUGUUUCACUGAAGCGGAGUUUUAGAGCGUGGUGUGCCGUGAGGGAUUCAGAACAGCGAUUCAGAACUUUUCAUGUGGGAAAUGUUUUUACGCAUCCAGCUACUUCAUUACUGAUUGAUCGGUUUAAAAAAUUGUUCACUGCACCGCAUUAUACGCUUUCUUUAUCUUCACACCUUUACUUUAAUUGAUAAUUUCACUCUGUUACCGAUCGAGACCCUUACGGCUUUACACUCCGGCUUAACGCUGAGGUUUUCUACGGCUUGGAUUUCCCCUUAAAUAAUAUUAAAACCUAGAGUUCUGAAGAAUUGGAUUUGUUUGUUUGUUUGUUUCUUUGUUUGUUUAAUAUCCUCACAAAGUCCAGCAGUAAAUUCUAGCGAGUCGUUCGUAUCCGUCUCGGUUAAUGUAGCCUGGCGGAGACGGUGAUGAAUAAAGUCGUUAAUGUCACGUUUUCACUUCAUGAACAUGAUUUAAUAUAUUUAACCAUUUUAAUAUGUGACAUUAGGAAGAAAUUAAGUCUUAAUAUAUAAACCAUUUUUUAAGCUCUGCCAUGUUCGGGUUUAGUUUGGUUAAGACUCAGUUGAUUAUUUGUGUUUUAAAAAUAAAUUGUUAACAAUAGUGCAGGCUUGAUUAAUGACGGAUAGAAACAUGAUGUUUGUUUGUUUAUUAUUAUUGUAAUCCGGUUUGAGAUCUCAGUGAUUAAAGUUGAGCUUUUGUAAAAACAAAUGCA
Messenger RNA from Hemibagrus wyckioides, 1802 nucleotides. It is a transcript of the gene emc8, whose product is annotated as ER membrane protein complex subunit 8. NCBI's taxonomy places the organism in Eukaryota, Metazoa, Chordata, Actinopteri, Siluriformes, Bagridae. The transcript has 5 exons. Bases 337 to 951 code for a protein of 204 amino acids. Gene Ontology annotation, cellular component: EMC complex. The record is from RefSeq and is a predicted model, not a curated record.